This is a messenger RNA of Didymodactylos carnosus, 411 nucleotides long. The record is from the annotation of a GenBank genome assembly. Lineage: Eukaryota; Metazoa; Rotifera; Eurotatoria; Philodinida; Philodinidae.
AUGCAGCAAUCAACUCAACAACCACAUGCUGCAGUAACAAAUCAAUCAAGUCAGGGUAUGCAAACAUGUAUGAAACUUCAGCAAGUAAAUGCCACGUCUGGUAUUGAAGAUAACGGAAGGAAGUAUUCAGAUGAUGAUAUGAGCGAAGAUGGAAUGUCGGGGCAGCGUACUAAUAAGAGACAGAAAAAAUCUGCACAAAUGGCUUCAGGAAUAAAUGUGGUUACCUUUCCGGUGUCGACAGCUUCUAACCUACCUAGGUCGGAUAUAGAACGAUCGGCAUUAAAAGUUAAUACUGGUAUUCAAUACAGUCAAGACAGAGAUUAUAAUAUAUCUAGCAAUGCUGUUCGUUAUGCUGACACAAGAUAUGCGGUGACUCUUGGUGGCCUGAAUUUUAAGAAAACGUUAAUUUAA